AUGGACGUCAAUUGCAACCGCGCAUCUAUCCUACGACUUCCUGAAGAGCUCUUAGACAACAUCGUCCAAGAAGCAUGCCGCAUUGACAACGAGACGACGUACGAUGAUGAGCUUUCGGACUACUGGGAAAACCGCCGAAAAUAUUGGGUAGAGCGUUCUCGCACGCCAGCCUCGCUCUGUCUCGUCUGUCGGCGGCUAAACCGCAUUGCCAUGCCGUAUCUAUACGCGCAUCUUGUCACGGGGGACACACGCGCAGUGGAUAUCGAGGCUAUGGUCCCUUCGCCGAAGUUCCUGCACCGCAGCUGCCGAAGGAAUCCUGGCCUGUGGCGACUAUGUCGGAGCCUGGCCGUGUACUAUGAUGGAUGUACCCAUCCCCCAGACCCGCUUGGUUAUGUUGCGAAUGAUCUGACGGUAUGGCUGAGGGAGACAAGGUCGUUCAGUUUCAGUUCGUCUUGGGAUGAUUCGGCGGACGCGUGGAGGGUUUGUCUACAAGGGAUGAGUAACUUUAAGCACCUCGAGGAGCUGUCUCUGAGGGCGACGCCUGCCAGUGGUAUAGACGUCACUCGACUGUUUGGUGCCCUCAAUGAGAUGCACUGCUCUAAACUGCGGACACUCGAGCUGGAUGGACUCUCGUCUUGCGAUGACGACGGGGGGAAGAAAAGACCCAGACUGGAACCAGGAACAGCCUCGUUGACGACCUUGAGGCUGCACAACUUCUUCGUAAAGCCUCCACUCCUUGAGGAGCUGAUGAGAUGGACACCAUCAUUGGAGCAUUUCCGCUUAGACACUACCUACCACGACUACUGCUAUAUUCCAUUUCACACAGGCCCCUGGAGCCUCGCCACGCUGCAGUCCAUACUUGCCAUCCACAGCACAACCCUACGCUCCAUCGACAUUUCCACCAUCGACUGCCCGGGCUUGUUGGGGUUUGAUAUGCGGCCGUUUGAGCGGUUGGAAGAACUACGCUUGACACAUUGCACCAUGUUUGGGACAGGCGAGAUCGCUGUGGUGAAUAGUCAGAAUAUCGCACUCCUGCUUGCCCCCAGGCUGCGCUUCCUCCACUUCGACCUGGUCUUUGACGACAAACUGGGCCGCAAAGAGUUGGACAGCUUUGGAGUCGCCGAGCAAAACUGGCUUCGUGUCUUUGGGCAGAUGGCGGUAGAACAUAACUGCCCGUUGCGAGAAAUCAAGAUUGAAUUCUGCCCUCGCCCUACUUUCCGCAGCGUCGAACAUUGUAAUAUGUGCAUUUAUCCCUGGGACCGCAUGGAUGCGCUGGGCCGCGAGCUGGCACCGGAGGGGAUCCAGGUGCGCUAUAACCCGCCGAAUCUUAGUCGAGAUGACUGGGCGGGUGCUCUAAAAACCCGCUGUGAUUGCGAGGGUCACAGGCUAUGCUUUGCGUGUAGUGGGAGACGAGAGGAUGUGACAGAAGUCCCGGUGUAUUAG
Molecule: messenger RNA, 1443 nt
Organism: Aspergillus puulaauensis
Lineage: Eukaryota; Fungi; Ascomycota; Eurotiomycetes; Eurotiales; Aspergillaceae
Exons: 2
Coding region: 1-1443 (480 amino acids)
Source: RefSeq, a predicted model, not a curated record